AAUUGGAAAUUCAUCGCUCCACGAGCGGCUUGGUGGGGCGGGUUUUGGGAGCAAAUGGUUCGAUCAGUUAAGACCCCUCUGAAAAAGGUUCUGGGGUGCAGUUACGUAACUUAUGAAGAGCUGAGCACCAUAUUGACGGAGAUAGAGGCUGUGAUUAAUUCUCGACCUUUGACCUCCAUCUCCUCUGAGCCGAACGAACCAGAACCAUUGACACCCGCAUAUUUCCUUGUCGGUAAACGACUGACUUCCUUGCCAACUCGUGGAGGAGAGCCAAUGUUGUCAUCAGCCAACGAUCUAACUCGCCGUUGGAAGUACCGUGAGACGCUAUCGACCACCCUAUGGAAGCGCUGGCGCCAGGAAUAUCUCUGUCCUCGAGUAAAAAUACGGGUGAAUGACUUGGUGCUACUGCAUGACGACUUCCAUCCGCGACAAACCUGGAAAACUGGCCGCGUCGUGCAAGUGUUCCCGGGACGAGACGGCCACGUCCGAUCCUGCGUGGUCCGUUUGUCAGGAGGAACAACGAUUAGACGUCCCAUUCAACUGUUACAUCAACUGGAAGCUCAUAACGAAUGAGCAAUGCUCAUUCGGCGGGGAGGAUAUUAAAUAUU
This is a messenger RNA of Ixodes scapularis (black-legged tick), 608 nucleotides long. RefSeq lists its product as uncharacterized. The transcript has 2 exons. Gene Ontology annotation, molecular function: nucleic acid binding. The annotation marks the transcript as partial. NCBI's taxonomy places the organism in Eukaryota, Metazoa, Arthropoda, Arachnida, Ixodida, Ixodidae. The record is from RefSeq and is a predicted model, not a curated record.